Molecule: messenger RNA, 1841 nt
Organism: Daucus carota subsp. sativus
Lineage: Eukaryota; Viridiplantae; Streptophyta; Magnoliopsida; Apiales; Apiaceae
Product: actin-related protein 8
Exons: 12
Coding region: 129-1580 (483 amino acids)
Molecular function (GO): protein binding
Source: RefSeq, a predicted model, not a curated record
ACAUCACAAACUGAAAGCCCAGUGAAUCACCCGGCUGACACACUGCCACGUGUCACCCCUCCUCAGGUACUGUAAUAACAUUUGACUUGUCCUCAUCUUCGCAAUUUACACAACCCCUCUCCCUCGCUAUGGCGACCUCGCUGUUAAAAAAAGUGUGGGAAUCAGUCUCGAACCGGUCGAGCUCGAGCUCCGGUUCAACAUCGAUCACUACAAGAUCAUCAUCAUCAUCAUCAUCGUCUUAUGUUGAUGUAGCUGAGAUAUGUUUACACACAUCUUUCACUGGAGCAUUUGAUCGAAUACCUAUAGAUAUAUUUGUACAAAUUCUAAAAUUACUGGGCCCCAAAGAGACGGCGAAACUGUCGGCGGUGUGCAAGUCGUGGAAGUUUAUUGUGUCGGAUAAUCGGCUGUGGAUUUAUUUUCUUCAGAAUAAUGAGCAGCCCUGGGAGUCUGUUUUCUUCGCGGAGAAUUAUCUGCGCUCCGGAUAUGAUCAUCUUCUAUCAUUGCCUAGGCAGAUGCCUGAGCUAUCCUUCAUGCAUAUCUAUGGCCAACGCGCAAGGGUCCCUGGUGCUAUUAUCAUUGAUGGUGGUUCGGGCUAUUGCAAAUAUGGAUGGAGCAAAUAUGAUAUACCAUCUGGGAGAUCAGCAACAUUUUUGGAAUUUGGUAACAUUGAGUCUCCACUGUACUCUCGACUUAGACAUUUCUAUGCAACAAUCUAUAGUAGGAUGCAGGUGAAGUCAUCAAGGCAUCCAGUUGUUGUGUCCGUUCCAAUAUGCCAGUAUGAUGAUACGGACUCUGCUAAAGCGGCUAGAAGACAGCUAAAGGAAGCCAUGUACUUGGCUCUGUAUGGCAUGGAUGUUCCCGCUAUUGUUGCUAUCAACCAGGCAACUUUGGCUUUGUUUGCGGCAAGGCGGACUUCAGGCAUUGUUGUUAAUAUUGGUUUCCACCAAACAUCUGUUGUUCCAAUUCUACAUGGUAAAGUUAUGCGCAAGAUAGGCGUGGAAGUUGUCGGGAUAGGAGCUUUAAAACUUACUGGAUUCCUAAGGGAGCAGAUGCAACAGAGAAAUAUGAAUUUUGGAUCCCUCUAUACUGUACGCACAUUGAAAGAGAAUCUCUGUUACGUUGCCCUUGAUUAUGAAGCUGAAUUAUCCAAAGAUACAAAGGCAUCCUUUGAAGUAGCAUCAGAUGGUUUGUUUACACUUUCUAAAGAACGUUUUCAAACAGGAGAAAUCCUAUUUCAGCCACGUAUUGCAGGAUUGCUUGCAAUGGGUGUGCAACAGGCAGUGGCACUUUGCAUGGACCAUUGCCUAUCUGCAGAUAUUGAUGAUGAAGGUUGGUUUAAGACUAUAGUUUUAGCCGGGGGAAGUGCAUGUUUACCUGGACUAGCAGAAAGGCUAGAGAAGGAACUACGUGGAUACUUUCCGUCCAUGUCUAAUGGAAUCAGAGUUAUCCCUCCUCCAUAUGGUGCGGAUUCUGCAUGGCAUGGGGCAAAGCUUGUUAGCAAUUUGAGCACCUUUCCAGGUUCUUGGUGCAUGACUAAGAAGCAAUUUCGAUAUAAAUCUCUUCACAACCGUAUAUGGUAAAGCAGACUAGUGAUCUGAAGAGAGUAUGAACUUAUUUUUACUAGAAGUUCAUGAACUGUAUUAGUCUUUAGUGUAUAAACUUUCCAGAUUUGUCACCAAAUAAAUGUGUAUCAUGAAGGAUAGAGGUAGUACAAAAAGAAAGUAUGCAGGCAAGAACUUUGUAAACUUGCCUAUAGAGUAUAGAUCAAAGAUAAACACCACAUAACAGUUUAUUUAAUUAUAUUUCUCCAUAAGUUCCAUUCAAAGCGUUUUUUACAUUAA